This is a messenger RNA of Corticium candelabrum, 1614 nucleotides long. RefSeq names its product tissue alpha-L-fucosidase-like. The record is from RefSeq and is a predicted model, not a curated record. Gene Ontology annotation, cellular component: lysosome. The coding region runs from base 25 to 1464 and encodes 479 amino acids. Gene Ontology annotation, molecular function: alpha-L-fucosidase activity. NCBI's taxonomy places the organism in Eukaryota, Metazoa, Porifera, Homoscleromorpha, Homosclerophorida, Plakinidae. The transcript has 15 exons. Gene Ontology annotation, biological process: fucose metabolic process; glycoside catabolic process.
CACGUGCAUUGGGAGGGACUUACGAUGGCGCCUCGUAUUCCUCUCCUGUUGUUGAGCACCUUCGCAUUUUCUCUCUCUCAGUACACACCAGACUGGAAACAUACGGAGAGAAUCUCAAGUACGAAGACUUUCUACCAAUGCUUACAGGAGAACUAUUUGAUGCUGAUGAAUGGGCAGAUAUCUUUUACAGAGCUGGUCUCAGGUAUUUUGUACCUCUCUCUAAACAUUGUGAUGGUUACACACUCUGGCCAAGUAAGACAAGUUGGGGCUGUAGACACUGGUCCUCACCGAGAUAUUAUUGGGGAGUUGACUACUGCCUUGAGAGCGAAGGGACUUCACGCUGGAGUGUACUUUAGUCUCUACGAAUGGUACCAUCCUCUUUAUGUUGGCCCACAGCCAGAGUUGUAUGUCAGAGAGGUUAUGACACCACAGCUGAUGGAAAUAAUUUACAACUAUAAACCGGACAUAUUGUGGACAGACGGAGAGGAAAAACCUUCCUCCUUUUGGAAUUCAACUUACUUUCUCGCUUGGCUCUACAAUGAAUCACCUGUUAGAGAGAAGACUGUAGUAAAUGAUCGUUGGGGUUCGGACUGCAGAGGAAAACAUGGCGGAUUUUACACUGAGGAAUACAGUUCACAAACAGUUGCUGAUCACAAGUGGGAAGAAAACAGCGGCAUUGAUAUCCACAGUUACGGGUACAAUCGGAAUACUCCAUCGGAUAAGUACUAUACUGCUUCCUAUUUGAUUGAUCUUCUCACGAAGACGGUUGCCUAUGGAGGCAAUUUGUGUCUGAAAGUCGGCAUCAAUUUUGAUGGUAAAAUACCAAACAUCAUGGCAGAACGUUUGCUGCAGAUAGGAGCUUGGCUAGAUGUCAAUGGUGAAGGCAUUUACAACACAACCACGUGGAAAGUACCAGACGCACAGGUGCUUGUCAAUUUGAGUCAUAUGGUUGUAUUCAAUAAUACUGACAUCGUAAAUGGUCAGGUGACUCCUGGCAACAAUACAUCAAAUAUCAAAUAUUUGGGUACAUUUGAAACUGAUGAUGAAUGUUUAAAAAGUUGUGAGAGUGAUUAUUGGUGUAACUCAUUCACUUGGGUUCAGAGUGCUGAUGAUGCUUCUAAACAUCAGUGCUUUGGUCGAACUGAUCUCUACUGGCAUCCAAAUUCAGAAGAAGGCCACGUGAGUGGACACAGAGAUUCGAUCACAAUUCGCUACACUGCUAGCAAACUUCAGAGCAAGACUGUCUAUGCAAUCAUCACCGACUGGCCCACAGGCAGUACAUUGAAUCUCACCAGCCCUAUUCCCAGCCAAUCCACUGCAGUCUCCAUUCUUGGUUAUGAAGGAUCGUUGAAGUGGUCAGGCACUCCAGAUAAGGCUGGAAUGAGCAUUAUGUGGCCUAUUUUGACAGUUAGCGAACUGCCAUCGAUGUAUCAGUGGACUAUCAAACUUACAAAUGUUUCCUAGACUUAACUGUCGCAGCGCCGAUGGUAUAUUUACGAGUCGUUUCAACUUUGCUUUAAAUUCGAUGAAACGCUUUUCUAUUACAUUAUUAGAUUAUUAUACGCAAGGUUUUGUAUGCAUCUACCAAUUCUAUUGCACCCAUGGAUACGUAUA